CAGCAGGAAGAGGCUUCCAGUUUCUCUUGAUCAGACCCACAGUCCGGCUAAUCCAGCCUCUUCAAAGCCCAGCCAGAGGGUGGGGACCUAAACCAAUGGGGACCUAAAACCAAGCCCCUGACUCAUUUCCCAAUAAUGCGAGUCAGGCUGCGAGUGCUUUUGAAAAAGACUGACGUUGCAUUGUGCUCAGCUGCUGAUGGAACAGGGGAGGAACAUGCGGGUGUGAGAAAACCAACUGGAAUUUGGAGAAACCCUCUUAACUGGUUGGAAGAUAAGGGUGGGACACAUUUCAACUGGAAAGAGAAGUGAGAAGAAGGGCACUGAUAUCUCUGAACUUGCAGCUGCCAACGGUCUCGAUGGAUCUUGGGCUUUACAUCAUUCUUGGUGUUUGUGCUGUUAAUGCUGUUGUCUGGGGAUGCCCACCGCAGUGCCAGUGCAGAAGCAACAAAAUUCUAUGUCAAGGCCAUGAAAUUCAAGAGUUUCCAUCUGCCAUCCCCUCAACCACGAGUACUCUGUAUAUUUCAUUCAGCAACAUUUCCUCGCUGAAACCUGCUGACUUUCAUGCAUUUUCUGAAUCUCUCACAAUAUUUGCUGUCAAGGAUUCAAGACUAAGUGACGUGCAGCCCCACACGUUUGACAGCACCUUCAACCUAAUCGCCCUGGGGUUCACAGGAACUGAUUUAGUCAAGCUACCAGAUAACUUGUUUCAGAAUUUGCAGUUGCUCACAUCUCUCACGUUGAGCAACAACAAACUAAAUGACAUCUCUUCAUCUCUGCUAAGUCCUCUUCAAGUUUUGAAGGUCUUAGACCUAAGCAGAAACAAACUCACGUCUAUUCCAGAGAAUGCAUUUCAGGGUCUAUUUCAUUUGGAGCAGCUUCAGUUGCAGAGAAACAACAUUCUGGAACUGGGCAAAGGGACUUUUCAUGGGCUCAGCAAGCUUAAAGUCUUGUUCCUCCAGCAGAACGGUCUAAAAGAGCUUCCAGACAAUGCCUUUAAGGACCUGGUUAACCUUGAGGCUUUGCAUCUGCAGAAUAAUGCGAUCACACACUUACCAGCAGACCUUUUCACACAUCAACAGAAGCUGCAAAAGCUCUAUCUCUCCAAUAACCAAUUGUCUGCACUUCCUGGCGGCAUCUUCUUGAAUCUUCCCAAUCUGCGACAGAUAUCACUUUAUGACAACCAGCUGCAGAGUCUGCCUGCGGGAACUUUUGGACCCAUGCCUCUCCAGGACCUGUGGCUGUAUGACAAUAUGUUGACCCGGCUUGAGGAGAACGCGUUCAGCAAUUUGACUAAUGUACGUCUUUUGGUGCUCAGCCGAAAUCAGCUCUCCCGUGUCUCGCCUGGUGCCUUCAAUGGAUUGACAAGCUUGGAAGAAAUUUCUUUACACACCAACCAAUUAGCCACCCUUGAAGAAGGAGUUUUUAGAGGCCUGCCUAAGUUGGUGAACAUCUCACUGGAAAAUAAUAGGAUUGUUGACCUUCCUUUGAAACUUUUUGAUGGCAUCCCCAACUUAUUUCAAGUGGAGCUUCAAAAUAACUCUCUACCACAUUUAAAACAAGAGAUUUUAGCCGGACUGACUGGGGCUGAAAGUGUGGUGCUUGCUGAAAAUCCUUGGAGGUGUGACCAUGACAUUGUACCACUUCGGGACUGGCUAAGAAAGAACUCAAACAAAGUCAAAAACGUCACAUCUCUUACAUGCUUUAGUCCUUCAAACUUGAUAGACGUUAGUAUAACAAACCUCAAUGAUGUUGAUUUACUUGCGUCACCCACUUCGAAAUCCUCUGAAGACGAAUCCGUUAGUCCUACAGAUAAGCGGCGAAGACCUCACACCCCCCCACCCAGACGGAGCACCGCUGCACCUGUUGCUAACUCCACAUCAUCUCCAGAUAAAAGAGAGGACACCAGCAAUGAUCACAAAGAGACUGAAGCAAUGUCUAAAGACAUGUAUUUGAUCAUUAUUGCUGUAGUCUGUACGGUAGUCAUUAUCAGUUUCAUCAUCUCUGUUGUCUGCUGGAGGAGUAACAAACAAGGCAGUCAGGACUUAGGCCAUCAUCCACAUACAAACUCAGUUAUCUAAUGCAAAGCAUCUUAAGAAUAUUUCACAAACUGUUGCGUGGCAGCACACUGGCCAUGUUUUACUUGUUAAAAAAAAAAGGUACAAAGAUUUGGAAAUGACUACUUAUUAAUAUAAUGUGUGGAGUGUCCUUUUAGUAGAUAAUUAUAAAAGUAUAUAGACACAGCACAUCAUUAAAUGUAAUGUUCAGUAUUGUAACACUGUGCAAGGGACUAUCAUUAAUUUAUUUGAUUUGCUGUGAAAAUAACAGUUACGUACAAGUGUAUGUCUCCUGAGCCUUCCACAGGAGAAAUAUCUAUUUAAAAAAUAAUUAAUGAUUUAAAGUAUUGAGAUAAAUCUUUGAUAUCGUAAGACCCCCAGAAAUUGUCCUCAUCUGAUGAACAGCAAUUAAGGUUUCAACCUUAUAAAAAAUUAAUGGCCAGACCUGCCCACUCCACACAGCAACACACAUUGUUGAAUCUAUUAAAAAGACUAGUUAAACAAGAGAAAUCAAAACAUUUAAAAAUCUGAAGAAAAAAAUAAUGAAUUUAGGAGUAAAAAUCUUAUCGCAAAAUGAAAAACUAACAAGAUGUUACCUGAAAAGAGAAGAAUAGUUUGACCACAGUAAACAAAAAAAAAACUGAUAUUAUAUUUAGUUUUUGGGGUUUCUGUGUCAUUUCUUACCUUUUUUACAUUUAAAUGGAAUGGUGCAAUACAGAUGCUCACCUAACAUUCCACUAACAUUUACUUAACAUGAAGUUGAAUGUAUAUGUUAAUUCUCUAAAAAACCUAACCCUAACUUAAGCCUAACCUUAACCAUGAAUUAACCCUAAAACCUGACCCAAACCUUAGAACUAACCCUAAACCUAAACCUUAUAUCCAACCAUACACUUAACUCUAAUCUUAAGCCUAACCUUAACCAUGAAUCAACCAUAAAACCUCAGCCUAACCCUAAAUCAUAAAUCUAACCCUAAACUUGUCAUUUACAUGUUAAGAUUGGAAUUUAGGUUAGAGUUGGGUAUAGGGUGCCAUUUAAAAAAAAUCAAUUACUUUUACCAUGAAAUUUAUUUGCAUUUAAUAAACAUUUGUUUGAUUUUUUGUUGAAUUAUAGUUGAGCAUCUGUAAGACAUCUAUAAUCCAUAACCUAUCCAAAUAAAGUGAUACCAAUUAAAGAUGUAAUAAAUAAAGGGUGGCCACAGUGAUGUAAGUGAUGCUUUCAGAAAUUAAUAAAAAUGUUUAACUUUUUCUCUGUGUUUAGCAUAGAAUAUCAAAAGUGCAUUUCUUUCCUCUUAUUCAUCUGUAAUAAAUACAUUUUUUUAUUUUUGUUUUCUUUCUGGUUGAAUGCAUUAAAAAUAAAAUGUUUACGACAAAUAUGAUUUCUCAACAAAAUUAGAAAUGGGCAGUAAAACUACACAUUUCUGACUGCAUUUGUUUUACUAAUGACUGUUUUGUAUAAAUAAUUUUGCAUAAAAAUCUCUGCAUGCUAAAUUAUGUUGGAAUUAUAUCUGUUUGUCAAAAUGUCCAAGUUAAUAGAUACUUCAUGGUAAAUGUAAACUGUAUUACUGUAUGUCUUCUGGAGUCAGGAUUAUACUUCUUCUUUCAAGCUGCUUUGUUCAAUACUAUACACAGAAUUAACAUUACCUAAUAUUAGAUCUGAUCCUAAUUCUAAUGCAUUGCCUGUUACCUUAUAAAAGAAUUAAAUGUAUAUAUGUAAUUUGAUUGAAUAUAUUUUCUGUCAGCAAAUAAAUUACACUCCUCACUUUACUGUC
This is a messenger RNA of Astyanax mexicanus (Mexican tetra), 3823 nucleotides long. RefSeq names its product leucine rich repeat containing 15 (gene lrrc15). Bases 357 to 2078 code for a protein of 573 amino acids. Gene Ontology annotation, molecular function: protein binding. The record is from RefSeq and is a predicted model, not a curated record. The transcript is spliced from 2 exons. NCBI's taxonomy places the organism in Eukaryota, Metazoa, Chordata, Actinopteri, Characiformes, Acestrorhamphidae.